AUGCUGAAGGCCCUCUGGAGAGGGCCUCACAUUCGCCUGCUCAUCAAGUAUGCACCAUUGACCGACGAGCAAUUUGAGUACGCGAAGGACCAUCUCGAUGAACCUGUAUUCCCUGAUCGAGAGCGGAGACCUCGCAAUCCACUAUGGAAAGAUGUGAUAUGUGAUGGAGCAAUUCUCCGGAGAGGGACUGACGGAAUCUGCGGCUUCCACCUUAAAGUCCCCUACAUUAAGGCCUUGAACAUACCCUCGAAAAUUCUCAAAGAAUUGCGGAAAGUUGCCUUAAACUUCACCAAUGACCUGCUCACGGAUGAGGACGUCUUACAUGCUUUCUGUAAUGGAAUUUCUACAACACUCGUCUAA
Trichoderma harzianum CBS 226.95 is the source of this 360-nucleotide messenger RNA. RefSeq lists its product as hypothetical. The record is from RefSeq and is a predicted model, not a curated record. Lineage: Eukaryota; Fungi; Ascomycota; Sordariomycetes; Hypocreales; Hypocreaceae. The coding region runs from base 1 to 360 and encodes 119 amino acids. The transcript has a single exon.